This is a messenger RNA of Miscanthus lutarioriparius, 1089 nucleotides long. The record is from the annotation of a GenBank genome assembly. Lineage: Eukaryota; Viridiplantae; Streptophyta; Magnoliopsida; Poales; Poaceae.
AUGGAUGUAACUUCGACCACUGCCGCCUCCGCCUCCGCCUCAGGCGGGGGGAGGUGGUACACGGGCAUGUCGGCGGAUAACAUCAAGGGCCUGGUGCUCGCGCUCUCCUCCAGCCUCUUCAUCGGCGCCAGCUUCAUCAUCAAGAAGAAGGGACUCAAGAAGGCCGCAUCCUCCGGCGUCAGGGCGGGGGUUGGUGGUUAUUCUUAUUUAUAUGAGCCUCUUUGGUGGAUUGGCAUGAUAACAAUGAUUGUUGGAGAAGUUGCAAAUUUCGCAGCCUAUGCAUUUGCUCCGGCUAUUUUGGUCACUCCUCUUGGUGCUCUUAGCAUUAUUAUCAGCGCUGUGCUUGCACAUGUAAUGCUGCGGGAGAAGCUGCACAUAUUCGGAAUUCUUGGAUGUGUCCUAUGUGUUGUGGGAUCCACCACAAUAGUCCUUCAUGCUCCACCAGAGCGUGAAAUUGAGUCGGUGACAGAAGUGUGGGAUCUGGCUACGGAACCAGCCUUCAUGUGUUAUGCAGCAGUGGUAAUUGCUAUAGCUGCCAUACUUGUUUAUCGGUUUGUCCCACUUUUUGGGCAGACACAUGUCAUGGUCUACAUAGGUGUUUGCUCUCUUGUUGGUUCCAUCUCGGUCAUGAGCGUGAAAGCUCUCGGCAUAGCAUUGAAGCUGACCUUUUCAGGAACGAACCAGCUUAUAUACCCACAGACAUGGGCUUUUACUCUGGUUGUCAUCUCAUGUAUCAUUACCCAAAUGAAUUACUUGAACAAGGCACUUGACACGUUUAAUACAGCAGUUGUGUCACCCAUUUAUUAUACCAUGUUCACAUCUUUAACUAUCUUGGCAAGUGUCAUCAUGUUCAAGGACUGGGACAGGCAAAAUCCUACACAAAUUGUGACUGAGAUGUGUGGCUUUGUUACGAUCCUUUCUGGAACUUUUCUUCUACAUAAAACAAAAGACUUGGCUGAUGGUGGGCUUUCGACUUCAUCCUCCUUCCGUCUUCCUACAUCUUCUUCAGUGCGGUUCUCAAAGCAAACAGACGAAGACGGUGAAGGAAUUCCUCUAAGAUCGUCCGAAUCAUUCCGGUCACCACAUUAA